AUGGGACUUCUCAGUUAUAUAGGUGUUUCUAAUCUGGUGCAAGUGAUUUUAUCAGUACUCUCAGUUUAUUGCAUGGCAGGCUCAUAUAUCUAUGUUUUUGAGAGCCGGAGCAACUCACUCCAAAUGAAUCGAUUCAGAGUUUCCAGCACAUGGGCUAGAAUUGUUUAUCAUUCUUCUGUAUACAUAAUUAACUGCUCAGUUCUCCUGUUACUCUUCAAAUCUCCAGAAGAUCAAGAAAUUGCAAAGCUAGACGUUCUGAAAAUGGAGCCAUGUCCAACUGAAGAAUUUUUCAAAUACGACAUGUUCAUUCUGACUACCGAUUAUGAGUUUCAAAAAAUAACAAAACGUUACAUUGGGCCUGGACUGAUUUUUCAUGUCAUGUUUCAUAUUCUAUUUCAUGUCAUUUGUACUGUCUAUUAUCUAUUCUUAACACCUAACAAAGUUUUGUCACCAGAAACUCGGAGAAUUCAGAAGAAGUUCUUUAUUGGUACGGUAUUCCAGACAACUAUCCCAUUGGCUGUACUUGUAAUCCUUCUGGUUGGUAUCCUAUUAGAUCAAUUAACAAAUAGUUUCACUCAAGGAAUGGUGAACUUGGCAAUUAUUGGAUUGGCAUCACAUGGUAUCGGGGAAAGUCUCGCUAUUAUUUUGGUCCACAGAUCUUAUAGGAGAGCAGUCUGGGAGUUGAUGACAAGGAAGAAGAUCGAGAAAGAUGAAUGCGAAGAUGAAUGCGAAGAAACGGAAGACGAAGAAGAGAAUUGUCGACCACCGCGUCUUCUACCUCCACGACCUCCUCCACCACCAGAAACAACAAUAGCUGAUGCUAUCCCGAAUAACGCGAGUUGUGUGUCCAUCAGUCCAUCUGAAUGUGUUGAAUGGCCCACAACUGGCAACUGCACAUCCUGCAUUAUUGGUAGCUCCGAGCCAAAGACCUCCAAUAGUUCGGCCAUUAGCUUGAACCUUUCCAAGGGCAUCAUUAGCAAUAGUCAUUCUCUCAUUAUCAUUCUGGAAUCCGAUAAUCUGCUCACCAUGAUGCACCAAACUCCAUUCGGUCUGUCAAAUCUAUGCCAUCCCGAUGGGCACUCCUCUCUAUUUGGUCUUGGUGGUGGUCUCGGUCUGCCUGGUGGUCUUCCUGGGGGUCUUUGCGGUCGCCCACGUCCACCACCACGUCCUCCUUCUUCAGAAGACCAUGAAGAUGAAGAGAACCUACCACCUCCUCGUCCUCCUCUACCGCCUCCGCCACUAUAG
Messenger RNA from Caenorhabditis remanei, 1245 nucleotides. RefSeq lists its product as uncharacterized. NCBI's taxonomy places the organism in Eukaryota, Metazoa, Nematoda, Chromadorea, Rhabditida, Rhabditidae. The record is from RefSeq and is a predicted model, not a curated record. Bases 1 to 1245 code for a protein of 414 amino acids. The transcript has 5 exons.